AUAUUAUUUUAUUUCACAAAUUCUCUUGAAUCAUUCUGUAUUUCUUAUCAUAUUUUCGUUAUUUAAAAUGGCAUUUGCAGAAUGACGUGUCUAAGGUCCCAUGGCACAUGCGCAUAUUGACUGCUGAAUACUAGGAUAUCGGUGUAUUUGUGAUGCAUUUACUUGUGAUCUUGUAAUGUUUGUUUGCAAAAAAAAACUUUCUCGAAUCUUGAAUGGUCGUAAAGUAAUCUCUGUUUCAAUGAAUUUUUAUACACAUUGGCUGCUCUAAAUUCCUUUUAAAAUGUUUAAAAGGCUUCGCGAGCGUAUAGCAGAAGAAGGUAUAAAAUUUCCCGUUGGCCAGCUUUCAAAUAACCCUGGAAAAACUUUUCAGGAUUCUGAAGGCAAAGGGGCUGUUGCAAAUUCCAAUGAGGAUUUAAUUACCUUAAGUGAUAGUUCUGCUGUAGUAGUUCCUCAUUCCAGUUCUCACCAAUUCAGCAUUGGUGAAGAUGAAGAUGGUUCUUUUAGUGAACAAAACACCCCUCAGCGGAAACAAAAUGAUGUAUCAACUAGUGAAAAGAUUGUUUCACCGAGAGAUCAACAACCAGCAACAAUAUCAGAUGUAAAUUUCAUUCAGGAGUAUCGUCCAUCAAAGUUUUCUUAUGUUCCUCAAUCUGAUAUUGAAAGUGAGAAAGAAGAACCACCAACUCUGAACUUGGAUGGAAUAUCCAAAGAUCAACUCUUAUCUGUGAUUCAGACACUAAAAGCCCGUUCUUAUAAAUAUAAAAAUAAAUAUGCAGAGGUUGUGAAAAACUAUAAAGAACUGCGUGAUGAAAAGGUAAAAAUUGAAAACUUAUUAAUUGAAAAUCAAGACAAAGGUUUGAGGAGACUUGCGGAACUUAGAGAACAGUGCCAAUUAGAACAAAAAGCUAAAGCUCAUUUAGAAGCAAAUCUCAGACUUUUAUUAGAAGAGAAGGAUUCAAGAAUAUCGGUGCUUGAAACACAGAUAAAUCUUUUAAAAGAAGGAAACAAGAGUAACGGUAUCAAAAUAAUAGAAGAUUUGCAUGCAUCAAAUUCCGACAUCAGCAGCGGAGAUGCCAAAUCUGAUGAUGGAACUUUACUGUUAGAUGCUUCUACCUUGCAAGAAAAGGUAGAAAGAUUACAGCACCAGCAAAAUCAAGAUAAAAAAACUAUUACUGCUCAAAAGGACCAAAUAUCACUGUUGAGAAAACAAAAUGAAAGCUUGACUCAGGAGUUGGAAGACAAAAUAAGAAAGUUAAAUGACUUAGAGGACGAACAAGUGAAGCUUAAAUCUAAUCAUGAAAGUAUUUUGAAAAGCAUGCAAGUUCGUUUGGAAGAACUAGAAAAGCAGCAAGAAGAAAGUGUUAUGUCUAUGGCGGAAACGAAACGAAACAUGCAUGAAGAGUUGGAAUUGAAAGAGAAGCAGCUAGUCAAAAUUGAAGAGGAGUCUCGACAAUUCCAAGCUUUAGCGGAAAAAGAGAAAGAAUCAGUUACAGAAUUGAAAAGAAUUCAUGAUGAAAAAGUAAACGAAUUGCAACAUCAGUUAAAUUCAUUAGAGAAAGCUCUGGAAGAAGAAAAGCAAAAUGUUAUGCAAGAAUUUAAACGUGGGAACACGGCCACAAUCAAUUUAAUGCAGCAAGAAUGUGCCAAGAAAGUAUCUGCGAUUGAAGAAGAAUGGAAGUUAAAAUAUCAAGAAUUAGAAAAAGGACUUAAAGAUAAAGCUCAGGAUGAAGAAUUCACCAAGACAGAAGAGAAGUUGAAGCAAGCAGAAAAGCAAGUUGAAGAACUGAAUUCAAUGAUUUUGCAGUUGGAAAAAGACAAUGCUUCUUUAAAGAAUUCUGUGGAAAAAUUAGAAUCGGAAAAUUUAGAAGCUCAUCAUGAAGAAAAUCUCAAGGGUGUGAAAGACAAAUUACAAAAUGCCGAGAAAAAUUAUAGAACUCAGAUGGAAGAGAUGAAAAAUAGAAUAUCUCAAUUAGAAAUUGAAAAAUCUGACAUUGAAACUGAAAAGCAGAAACUUGUUAAAGUUGAAGAAGAGUUCACCAAAUGGAAAAAUGGUGAAAAUAAGGUGCAAGAGGAAUUGAAAACAAAAGAAAAAGAACUGAAAGUUAUGCAAAAGAAGCUUGAAAGUGCUAACCAAGAACAAGUAGAGAAAACUCGUACAUUCCAAGAAAGUAUGAAAGACAAAGAAAAUACAAUUGUGAAAUUGAAAACACAGCUUGAAACUGUUGUGAAAGAAAAUGCUGAGAAGUUUGAGGAGUUAAAUAAGAAAAUAAAAUUAUUAGAACAUGAAAGGGAGCAAAUAAUGCUACAAGCACAGGAACGAGUAUCAAGUACAGAAGCCAAGUGUCGUGAAGAUUUGAAAUCUCUGCAAGACAGAAACAACAAAUUACUUGUUGAAGUAAAAGAAGUAGAAAAAUUAAGAACAGAGUUAAAUCUUUUAAACAACCAGCUUGAUGAGAGUCUGCUUGUUGCAGAAGCAAAUCAAGCAGCAGCUGAUAAAAAGAUUUCUGAAUUGAGGGAACAACUUGCAAAGGCAGAAGAAAGAUGUACUGAACUAGUUAAAGCUAAGAGCUGCACUGAAAAUGAAUUGUCAUUGCAGAUACAGAAACUGCAGGAGGAAAAUACUCUAUUGCAGUGCAAAACUGACAGUGUGGAGCGAUUAAAAUCUGAAAAGGAAGAAUUGAAUGAAAAAUUGAAAAAUGCGCAGCAGCAAAUAAAAAUCGUGAACGAGCUUCAAAGUGAAAAGAUCAAAUUGGAGCAGGAAAACAAAGACAUAAUGAUAGAACUUGAAUCUCUGCGACCAUUACGAGAGGAAAAAGAUGUUUUGCAAAAGAGGAUAGAAGCAUUAGUAGGAAAUAAAGAGACACUUAAGAGUGAACUUACAAACAUAAAAACCGAAAAAGAAAAGGUUAUAUCUGAGUUACAAGACUCUUUCAAUAGUGAAAGAAACUCUUUGAAAUUAGCAAAUGCAGAUUUGCUAAAACGGAUCAGUGUUUUAGAGAAUUUUGAUAACUCAGAUCCUCAAAGUACUUCUUUAAAGGAGUAUAUUGCUGUCCUGAGAGGUGAAUGUGAAACUGCAAUAAAAACAAAGGAAGCAGAGAUGGAAAUGAAGUUGAAGCAACUAGUCAGGGAUUUCUGUGCCCAGAUGGAUGUUAAAGACAAAGAUUGUGAUCAGAUGAUAACAGAUAUGAUAGAAAAAAGUCAAGAUCUUGAGGAGAAUCUACAGAAACAACACCAGAUAGAAAUUUCUGCCUUAAGACAAGAUUUAUUUGAAAAAGAUUGUGCCUUAGAUGAAAUGAGAGACCAUUAUGAAGAAAUCUUACUGGAUAAGAACAAGCAGAUAAAAGAACAAGAAUCAACGAUAAAAAAUUUGUCUCACAAGGUAGCUAAUGCAUCAUCAUAUGAUUCAUCACAACACAUUGCAUCAGAGGGUUCUGACUGGGAUGAUACCUGGGCUGUGCCUGAUGAGACUUUUGCUGAAAAUUCUAGUCCAAUUCAUAGUUCCAAAGCUUGUGAAGAACAUUUGCAUCAAAUUGAAUCUUUACAAGAAGAAGUAUCUAAGUGCAACUCUGAAAUUAAAGAACUAAAGAUUCUUUUACGCCUUAGUCCUCCAGAUUCGAUGGUUGAUAACAACAAUCGUCGGGAUUCUUUGCAAUCUAUUCCAGAACCAACAGAAUUCGAGUACUUGAAAAACAUCAUUUAUGAAUAUAUGAUGGGGAAAGAACCAGUGACCUUAGCAAAAGUGAUAGCAGCUGUACUUAGGUUUAGUGAAUCACAGACAGAACAAGUGGUGAGAAGGGAAGAAACCAGGCAUCACACGAGAUAAGCAUUUGUGCAAGAAGUGCCUUCCAGUAGCAACUGAGUUUUAAACGAAUACUCGCUGGCUGAGUUCGAAUAAAGAGUGAUUCAAGACCUCGGAGGACCAACAGCUCUUCCACCUCAUUGUCCUGAAUUGCGGCAUUUUUGUAAAUCAGUGCAUAUACAUACUCAUGACGAAUUUUUUAAAAAAUCUUUGAUUUCCAGAUUAAUAUAUUCAUAAUUUGAAAAUGUUUAUGUAUUAAAAAUCUUUAUACACAUUGUU
Messenger RNA from Uloborus diversus, 4078 nucleotides. RefSeq names its product golgin subfamily A member 4-like. The transcript has 22 exons. Gene Ontology annotation, biological process: Golgi vesicle transport. The record is from RefSeq and is a predicted model, not a curated record. Lineage: Eukaryota; Metazoa; Arthropoda; Arachnida; Araneae; Uloboridae. The coding region runs from base 281 to 3823 and encodes 1180 amino acids. Gene Ontology annotation, cellular component: Golgi apparatus. Gene Ontology annotation, molecular function: small GTPase binding.